AUGGUCACUGAUGAGCAUAACAAAAACCUGAAAGCUAUCCCUACAAUGGAGGAGUUGAGAACUGUAGUGUUUUUAAUGAAUCCCAAUUCAGCUGCGGGACCUGAUGGAAUGAAUGGCCAAUUGAUCAACAGAGACAAGAGUAACUUCAUGGUACCCUCAAAUGCCUUCAACUCUACUGUUAGAAGAAUCAAGAAAGUUACAGGCUUCAAGCAAAAGAACAGCCCUAUCACAUAUCUGGGGUGUCCUCUCUACAUUGGUAGACAGAGGAUCAUCUAUUAUUCUGAGCUUAUAGCUAAAGUUGUGGCUAGGAUAGCUGGAUGGCAGGCAAAGUUAAUUAGUUAUGAAGGAAGAGUUACUUUGAUUAAGCAUGUCAUCCAAGCACUUCCUAUUCACUUGUUAUCUGCUAGUUCCCCUUCUGCAACUACUAUCAAGCAAAUUUAA
Molecule: messenger RNA, 441 nt
Organism: Solanum dulcamara
Lineage: Eukaryota; Viridiplantae; Streptophyta; Magnoliopsida; Solanales; Solanaceae
Exons: 2
Coding region: 1-441 (146 amino acids)
Source: RefSeq, a predicted model, not a curated record